AUGGAUAGGGACAACGCCAAGGACGGCCCCGUCCUCAAACACUUGGACGAUGCCGACACCGGUGUUGAUACCUAUGCCACGAUCAUGGCAACAAACAAACCCGACCCGCGAGGACCCGGAUACAUCAGGCUAUACCUCCUUGCCACAGUGUUGUUCUUCUGUUCGACCAUGAAUGGAUACGACAGCGCUCUUCUAGGGUCCAUCAACGCAUUACCCAAUUACACGGAGUACUUUGGGCUUCCUGCAAAGGGCAACGCGAGCACUGGCAUCGUGUUCGCCAUCUUUCAGGUCGGUCAAAUGUGUGGUGCCCUCUUCAUCUGGAUGGCAGAUUGGUACGGUCGAACCUGGCACAUCUUCUUCGGCUGUUUGGGCGUUUGCAUCGGGGCAAUAAUAACGGCACUAUCAACGAGUCUGCCUAUGUUUAUUGGCGGUCGCUUCAUCUUGUCGUUCUUUGCUACCUGUGCUCACACGUCUGCACCCCUUUACUUGGUCGAGAUCGCGCCUGCUAGAUAUCGUGGCACUGUCGCAGGCCUCUACAACACCUUUUACAACGUGGGCUCAAUAUUGGCAACAUCGGCAGUAUACGCGUGCCACCGCUACCUGAGUGAUCGCGGAGACUUGGAUUGGAGAAUACCGUUAUGGCUUCAGAUGGUGUGCCCUGGGCUUGUGUGUGUCUUGAUCAAGUUCUUCCCCGAAUCUCCUCGAUGGCUCGUCGCCAAGGACCGACAUGACGAGGCAAAACAUAUCAUCGCAAUCUAUCAUACCAACGGAGACCUCGAGCAUCCUCUCGUAGACCUGCAGAUGAAGGAAAUGAUCAACUCGCUUGAUCCAGCCCACGUACCUUCGUGGAAAGAUCUCUUCGACUUGAGGGUCCUCGUCGAGAGCCGGUCUAGCAGGUACAGACUUAUGCUCAAUGUAGCGUUUUCUUGGUUUGGGCAGUUCAGUGGAAACAACAUCAUCUCGUACUACCUGCCCAUCAUGCUUGCGGGCGUCGGCAUCACCGAUACGAACACGAAACUGAUACUCAAUAUCGUCUACUCCGUCAUUGGCUGGGUCUUUUCGACCGCGGGCUCCCGUCUUCAUGACGUUGUCGGUCGCCGCAAGAUGCUCAUUUCCACCACCGCAGGUAUGACAGUCUGCCUAGCCCUAGUCGCCGGCUGCUCAGCAGCCUACACAGACUACGGCAAUAAGAUGGCGUCCACUGUCAGCAUCGUCUUCAUCUUUGUCUUUGGUGCCAUCUUCGCCACGGGCUUCACGCCGAUGCAGCCCAUCUACCCGGCCGAGGUUGUCAGCAACAAGAUGCGUGCCAAGGCGAUGGGGACUUUCAAGCUUACGGCAGGUGCGGCGGGAUUCCUCAACACUUUUGUUGGGCCUAUUGCGCUCUCGAAUAUUGGGUACUGGUUUUAUGUCUUCUUCGUGGCCUGGGACAGUUUCGAAAUGGUUUUCAUGUACUUCUUCUUUGUUGAGACCAAGGGUUUCACACUGGAAGAGCUGGAUGAAGUGUUCGAAGCAGACAGCCCUCGUAAGGCUUCGGUAGAGGCAAAGAAGAGACAGCAAGUGAUCAUGAGGGCCAGUACGGCUGCGGCCUGA
Messenger RNA from Colletotrichum paranaense, 1590 nucleotides. RefSeq names its product lactose permease. The transcript has 7 exons. Gene Ontology annotation, cellular component: membrane. The record is from RefSeq and is a predicted model, not a curated record. Bases 1 to 1590 code for a protein of 529 amino acids. Gene Ontology annotation, biological process: carbohydrate transport; transmembrane transport. Gene Ontology annotation, molecular function: carbohydrate:proton symporter activity. NCBI's taxonomy places the organism in Eukaryota, Fungi, Ascomycota, Sordariomycetes, Glomerellales, Glomerellaceae.